Molecule: messenger RNA, 1403 nt
Organism: Pantherophis guttatus
Lineage: Eukaryota; Metazoa; Chordata; Lepidosauria; Squamata; Colubridae
Gene: CABP4
Product: calcium binding protein 4
Cellular component (GO): cytoplasm
Molecular function (GO): calcium ion binding; calcium channel regulator activity
Source: RefSeq, a predicted model, not a curated record
UCCCAAUCCAAAAGGAGACUGGGGAACCAGAACCACGAAAAGCAGAGACUUCAUACAAGGUUGCCUAUCUCAGAGAGACGCACCUGUCCCAUGCCACACAAGAAGCCAGUGGAGACAGAGGGCCUGGCCGAGGGCAAAGUGGAGCAAGGAAAGCGGCCUGCCAGGCAUGACAGUGAGUCCAAGGACAGCAAAACUGAAAACCCUGCCUCCCAGGAAAGCUCACAGUCGGGCCCUCAUACCAAGCACAGCAAGAAGCAUGAAGAUGACCCUCAUGCAGCUGCAACCAAGGCCUAUUCCCCUUUCCUCAACAAGGUCUUCGGCAAGGAGAGAGAGCUUUCCACAUUGGAACUGGAUGAGCUGCUAGAUGCUUUCAAGGAAUUUGAUACGGAUCAGGAUGGCUUCCUCAGCUACAAAGAUCUGGGAGAUUGCAUGCGAACCAUGGGCUACAUGCCCACAGAGAUGGAGCUACUGGAGGUCUCCCAGCACAUCAAAAUGCGCAUGGGAGGGCGUAUAGAUUUUGAGGAGUUUGUAGAGAUGAUGAGACCCAAAGUGCUUGAGGAAACAGCUCAUAUGGUGGGUGUGAGGGAGCUGAAGAUCGCCUUCCGUGAGUUUGAUACAGAUGGAGAUGGAGCUAUCAGCAGUUUAGAGCUGCGCCAAGCUGUGACUGCUCUCUUAGAUGAGCAACUCAAUGCCCAAGAGUUGGAUGAGAUCCUGCAGGAUGUAGAUCUCAAUGGAGAUGGAAAAGUGGACUUUGAUGAGUUUGUCAUGAUGCUGUCAUCUGUGUAACAAGAACCAGAGGAGAAGAAUGGGGAUGUCUUUUUGUUUCCAGAAUUACCUCACUCAGUAAUGAGAGGGAAUUGGUUUCUGCUGCCAGCUUUUUUCACUUCCUAGAGAUAAGAACAUCACAACAGGAAGUGAAAUUCUCUUUCCCCAAGUCUGGAUCCAAAGUAUCUCAGGGAGCAGAUACUAACUGUGUGUGCAGAAAGAUUUUGUGUUUUGAGGCAAAAUGGCUGGGUUAAGCCUAGAGAACUCACCUGGUACCAUCUUUGCUUGUUAGGAACAGAAAGCACUUCAGGACCCAUAUCUAUGUGUGGCAAGGCCUGGCAAAUUCUGUCCAGGUAUGGAGCCAUACCCAGGUGUACUUUGAUUUCCUGUGACAUUCCCACCCCCACCCUCCACCAUCAGCUCAACAUUCCUGGAGACUUAAACUGUUUGAAGUUAAUAGUUCAUUCAUCCAAAUACUGUAUAUUCUGUUGAGCUGAAUGAUGUAUUUUUUAAAUUCCCUCAGAGCAAAAUAAAUAAAUGAAUGACAAGUCUCUUUAAAAUAAAGGGAAAGAGACUCAUAGAUCUCAUUCAUGAAGACCCCUCACAGGAACCUAUAAGGAUGUGUGUCCUAUUUCAGU